CAAACCCACAAGCGAACUCGGGUCGGCAUCUGCAAACCGGAUUAGUGGCCUCAAAGCCCUCGGGACACUUUUAACAGAAACCUAAGGGGUGGAGGAAAAAAAAAAGAGAGAGAGAUCCGAUUUGAUGCCAACGCCGAUGGGGUCCUUCGGAGACGGGACAAGAGGUCGGAGUUGCCCCCAGUGGCACUUCGCAGUCUGAGAGAGCGAUUCCAUGGCAUUGCUUCUCCCGAACCAUGACUGAUGUGGUCAGGAUCCGGUUUAAAGCGUUGCUAAUAUGAACUCCGUGCUCUGGGGCCUGUGGCUGCCUCUGCCUUUGAUAGUCUUGUGGGUCACACCCCGAGUCUACUCGACAUGGUGGUACAUGGGUGCCCUUGGAACACGGGUGGUUUGCGACAAUAUCCCAGGCUUAGUGAGCAGACAGCGACAGCUCUGUCACAAAUAUCCUGAAGCCAUGCAAUCAAUUGGAGUUGGGGCUAAGGAGUGGAUCGCAGAAUGCCAGCAUCAAUUCCGCCAUCACCGCUGGAACUGUAUCACCCUGGACAGAGACCACUCACUCUUUGGUAGAGUCAUGCUGAGAAGUAGCAGAGAAGCUGCCUUUGUUUAUGCCAUCUCCUCUGCCGGGGUGGUUUUUGCCAUCACCAGAGCUUGCAGUCAGGGAGAACUCGGCUCCUGCUCCUGCGACCCCAAAAAGAAGGGAACCUCCAAGGACAACAAGGGAAUGUUUGACUGGGGAGGAUGCAGUGACAACAUUGACUAUGGCAUAAGAUUUGGGAAAGCGUUUGUGGAUGCCAAGGAAAAGAAGGGCAAAGAUGCUCGGGCACUGAUGAAUCUUCAUAAUAACCGAGCGGGUAGAAAGGCUGUAAAGCGCUUCCUCCAGCUUGAGUGCAAAUGUCACGGAGUUAGCGGAUCGUGUACCUUACGAACUUGCUGGCUGGCCAUGCAAGACUUCCAAAAANCCGGCAACUACCUGCGGAGAAAAUACAAUGGAGCUAUUCAAGUCAUUAUGAACCAAGAUGGGACUGGUUUUACCAUAGCGAAUAAGAACUUUAAAAGGCCAACGAAAAACGACCUGGUGUAUUUCGAGAACUCUCCAGAUUACUGUGUCGUGGACAGAGAAGCAGGCUCCCUGGGCACAGCGGGCAGAGUGUGCAACAGGACCUCUCGAGGGAUGGAUGGAUGUGAAGUGAUGUGCUGUGGCCGGGGCUAUGACACGACCCGUGUCAUGCGAGUGACGAAAUGUGAAUGUAAAUUUCACUGGUGCUGUGUGGUCCGUUGUAAGGAAUGCCACCAGAUGACCGACGUGCACACGUGCAAAGCUCCCAAGAGUAUAGAUUGGGUGGAGCGGACAUGAAUAUCCUCUGCAGGGGAUGUACGACAAACUGACUAAAUCCACCUCCAAUCAUCCUCAACCAUAGGAUGUCCUUUUUAACCUCAUUUAUAAAUGUAUUGAAGCCUCCCACACUUUCUCCCCGACCCCAAUGUAUUGUCUUUCCUCCCUUUCUAUAUAGUCUCCUUUUCAUCCACCCCAUCACGUUUCCCAUGUUCUGUAUAUGAGCACUCCAAGACGCUAUCCUGUGUGAAGGAUGCUAUAUAAAUGUAGGUUU
Callorhinchus milii (elephant shark) is the source of this 1604-nucleotide messenger RNA. It is a transcript of the gene wnt2, whose product is annotated as wingless-type MMTV integration site family member 2. The transcript is spliced from 5 exons. The coding region runs from base 275 to 1351 and encodes 358 amino acids. Gene Ontology annotation, cellular component: extracellular region. The record is from RefSeq and is a predicted model, not a curated record. Gene Ontology annotation, biological process: multicellular organism development; canonical Wnt signaling pathway; cell fate commitment. Gene Ontology annotation, molecular function: cytokine activity; frizzled binding. NCBI's taxonomy places the organism in Eukaryota, Metazoa, Chordata, Chondrichthyes, Chimaeriformes, Callorhinchidae.